This is a messenger RNA of Brassica oleracea var. oleracea, 891 nucleotides long. RefSeq names its product nucleoid-associated protein PCC8801_2554-like. The record is from RefSeq and is a predicted model, not a curated record. The transcript is spliced from 7 exons. Bases 182 to 709 code for a protein of 175 amino acids. Gene Ontology annotation, molecular function: DNA binding. NCBI's taxonomy places the organism in Eukaryota, Viridiplantae, Streptophyta, Magnoliopsida, Brassicales, Brassicaceae.
UGUAAUGCACUCCCAAUGAUCAGUUUUGUGGUUUUCGGGUUUUGUCAUCCAAUCCAAACAAAGCCCCAAUGAUCUCAUUAAAAAAUCCUACGUGUCAUCAUAUUAUUCGUCAAUAGAAAAUAUCUCCUAAUUUCUAUCUUUCUCGAAUUCGAGAUUUCUCUCUCUCUCUCGGAGGUGAACAAUGGCUUCGACGGCGACGACGACUGAUUUCUUCAAGCCUUUCCUCUCUCCUUUUCCCAAUGGGAACAAGGCAGGUAGUAGACAGAACAACAUGGUAUGGUUGAAUCGGAAGAACAGGUCUCUUCGUGUUAAUGGAUUGUUCGGAGGUGGAAAGAAAGAGAAUAGCGAGGAUGGCCAAUCAAAGGCAGGGAUACUUGGUAAUAUGCAGAAUCUGUAUGAGACUGUGAAGAAAGCUCAAAUGGUUGUCCAAGUUGAGGCUGUUCGUGUCCAGAAGGAGCUUGCUGUUGCUGAGUUUGAUGGUUAUUGUGAAGGCGAGCUUGUCAAGGUUACGUUAUCUGGUAACCAGCAACCAAUCCGCACUGAUAUCACUGAUGCAGCAAUGGAAUUAGGUUCUGAAAAACUAUCACUACUGGUUACAGAAGCAUACAAGGACGCACAUGCAAAGAGUGUACUGGCUAUGAAAGAAAGAAUGAGUGAUCUUGCUCAGAGCUUAGGCAUGCCACCAGGACUCAGUGAUGGAUUAAAGUAACAGAACCAGAUCUUUUUUUGUCUUUAUACUCAACUUUCAUGUAUGAGAGAGAAGUCCAGUUUGUUUUUGUAUAUCAAUCGGGCAAAAAGAAACUAGACCUCUGUACUCAACUCUAAUGAGCCAAGAGAGAAAUAUCUGGGGCCCGUCUACUUCUUUGAAUAUCAACAAUUUUCUUGAAUGCU